UUUAGGGUCAUAUAAUGAGGAUGAGUCGAUUUUCUCGAACGUGCAACUUAACAAAAGCCAACUGCCAUUCAAGUUUGUUGCCUUUAGAAUCCAUGCCAGCAUAUUCUAAAAGAAAGUCAAGGUCCUCCUUGGAGGUAUCAGAGAAGUCGAACCAGCCGAAAAUUGUUAAGCGGACUGUGCAAACUGAAAAAAAUGGUAACGACAGUGCGCCUGAGCAAGAGAUAGUUACAGAAGAAACAAUUGUUCCAGAGAAUGGCGAGACAAUUGAAGAUGAAGAAUUACGAAGACUGCGCGAAAAUCAAAGUGCUAUUCAAGAGUUUUCAAAGAAAGAUCCAGAAUCAAAUGACGAUGCAUCUUCAGCAGGAUUGGUUGAUGGAGAGGAAGAUAAGCAAGAGGAUGAAGAUGUAGAAAAGGAUAUAACACAACGAAAUACUGGAAAUCGUCCUCUUCCUGCUGGAUCUGUUCACAGAACUACUAGUCAUUUAACUCCGGUGCCUGCUCGUCCUCUCAACUCACACAACAACAAUACCCAACGAUUGAUUGUCGUUUUGGACCAGGCUUGUUUAGAAAUUUACAAGGUUGGAAAGGCAAAAGAUGCAAAAUACCAGCUAUUGAAUUGUGAUGACCAUCAAGGUAUUUUGAAGAAAUUGAAUAGAAAUAUUGCUCAAGCACGUCCUGACAUUACUCAUCAAUGUCUCUUAACUUUAUUGGAUUCACCACUCAACAAGGCCGGGCGUCUUCAGGUUUAUAUUCACACAGCCAAGAAAGUUCUUGUUGAAGUGAAUCCUUCAGUGCGUAUCCCACGUACAUUCAAGCGAUUUUCUGGUUUGAUGGUUCAACUACUCCAUAAACUUUCUAUUCGAAGCGUGAAUGGAAAUGAAAAGUUGCUAAAGGUUAUUAAAAACCCCGUUACUGAUUAUCUUCCCCCUAAUUGCCGUAAAGCUACUUUGUCUUUUGACGCACCCACUGUCCCAACUCGUAAGUAUUUGGAAAAAUUAGAACCAAAUCAAUCAGUUUGUAUUGCCAUUGGUGCCAUGGCUCAUGGUCCCGAUGACUUUUCUGAUGGUUGGGUGGACGAGAAAAUAAGUAUCAGCGAUUACCCCUUGAGUGCUAGCAUCGCAUGCUCUAAAUUCAUCCAUUCUAUGGAAGACUUUUUGGGAAUUGUGUAAAACAAGUUUGUGAAGGAUUCCGUCUAGUAUCAUCUAGAUGUGUUUGGUUAAAUUCGGUUUCAUUUUGUUAUAGAUUUUGGUCUAAUGAGCACGUCUCAGUUCCUUCGACAAAAAGCUUGGAGUCAUGUGAAAAACCAAUACAAAAGAGUGUUUAAUUUUUUGGGUUAUAUAUAAAGAUAAGCAUUGUUAGAUUCAGCAAUCAAUACUAAUUAACGGGAAUUGUCAUACAAUGGUUUAGAUAGAAUUUAUUUCAUUUUAUUAAGAUAUACCCAUUAUGCAAAUAGAAAAAAACCCAACCCCGAGGAAAAG
Molecule: messenger RNA, 1478 nt
Organism: Schizosaccharomyces octosporus yFS286
Lineage: Eukaryota; Fungi; Ascomycota; Schizosaccharomycetes; Schizosaccharomycetales; Schizosaccharomycetaceae
Product: ribosome biogenesis protein Mra1
Exons: 1
Coding region: 15-1169 (384 amino acids)
Biological process (GO): rRNA base methylation
Cellular component (GO): nucleolus; small-subunit processome
Molecular function (GO): rRNA (pseudouridine) methyltransferase activity; rRNA binding
Source: RefSeq, a predicted model, not a curated record